AUGGCCAAGAUCAUGGACCGCGCCCAGCGGCAGGUAAUAAAGGAAAAGCUGGCGAGCUUCGAUCUUCUGAAGGACCUUCCUCUUGCAGCCAAAGAGGAGCUUGUGAGCGUUGUUGAGCAGGUGCACUACCCUCAGGGUAGCGUACUGUUCUAUGAGGGGGAGUCCUCCUUUGACUUGUACCUCGUCCUCGAUGGAGAGGUCAAAGUGCACAAAAAAUCGCCUGCUGAGGAGCAGGAUGAGGGGGCUCCAGCUACUGGGCGGACGACCUUGGGCCGCAAGAUGUCGCUCGUCGUUCCAGACGAGGAGGAGCAAUAUGGUCGCUGCAUCGGCACCAUGGGCGCGGGCCAGGCUGUGGGUGUGGUGGCCCUGAUGCAGAGCCAGCCUCGCCUUGCCACGGCACUGUGUUCGCAACCGAGCGAGAUGAUCCUGAUCAGGAAGCCGGAGUUCACGCGGCUCAUCAAGGAGCCGAUGAGCCGAGACUGGGUAGAGAAAGACAGGUUCUUGCAGGAUCACCUCGUUGGCAUCCGGGAACAUGCGAAGAGCUUUGUGCCCAUCACUGGCAAGUCGCAUGCGACGCACAUGUUCGUCAAGAAGAAGUACCCUCCGGGACACGUGUUUCUGCAUGAGGGUCAAGUGGCAGAGGGCGCCCUCUACGUCGUUUUCCAGGGCUCCGUGGAGUUCUUCCGGGCUGCGUCAGGCACUGGCGCCAGACUCCGGGAAGCUUGGAAGAAUCCCGUAAUGGAGCAGCGCAAGCCCCUGGGCCUCCUUCAGCCGACGAGCAGUGGCAUCCUCGCCCGUGAGUACCGGCUCUGUGCCAUGCUGUCUGGCGGCCUCUUUAGCUCUGCCAGUGUCGUCGGCACUGGGGAGAAAGCGAUGGAGGAGUUCUCUGUCAUUGCAGGACCGAAGGGCUGCGAGGUCUUCGAAUCUGUCGGAGACAACUUUCAGAAGCUCCCAUUGAAGGCAGGGCAAUAA
This is a messenger RNA of Symbiodinium natans, 972 nucleotides long. NCBI's taxonomy places the organism in Eukaryota, Dinophyceae, Suessiales, Symbiodiniaceae. The record is from the annotation of a GenBank genome assembly.